Vigna umbellata (rice bean) is the source of this 2491-nucleotide messenger RNA. Lineage: Eukaryota; Viridiplantae; Streptophyta; Magnoliopsida; Fabales; Fabaceae. The record is from RefSeq and is a predicted model, not a curated record.
ACUAAUAUUGAGAUGGUGGAAGAAAAAGCCAAGAAUUAAACAAUAUAGGAAGGAGCAAAUAAGAAAGAAAGAAACAGUGUCUUCCAUUUUGAACUGAGAAGCAUUCCAUGGAAAAACAUCGCCACCCGCACGACGAAAGUCUCAUGCGGGGUUAGAAAUGCGGCAUUCCAUGGAAGAGAACCCUAACCUCUCUCUCACUCACGAUUCUUCCCUUUCCUCUCCGGAAUUCUUCAAACAAGUCCAAGCUGCUCUCAAGCGCCAUCGCCCUCUCGCCGUUAAUGCCUCUUCAGCUUCAACCCAAUCCCAUACCCUGAGGCCAAAGCGCUCCAUGGUGGCGCACCGAAACGUCGCAAACAGGUCCGAAGGGGAACCUCCGUCCAUUUCGGACACGUUCACCGGUGAAGGUUGUAAGAACGAACCCUCUCUGCCCGUGGAAUCUCAUAGUGUUGGUGCGCACAAGAAGGUUCGUUUUUCAACCGAGAGCAACAAUGCCACUUCACAGCCGCAGGAUAGGGCAUCAAUUGGAUUCAAUCAACAUGUGAAACACCACAAUAUGCAGCAGGCAGAGUCUGAGACUAGUUUGUUAUCUGAGGGAGGCAAGAGUUCUCUGCUUCCAAGGAGAAGAAUAGUUACUGAGGAUCAUCUCCAGCAAUUCAAAAACUUUUUGAGUCAACCAGCUACACUAUCUUCCGUAGUGGGAUUGCCAUGCCCUACAACUACAUCAGUCCAUUUAACUUCAGCUCCAAUGCCGAAUUCUAUAACUCAUUGUGCCAAUUCCUAUAUGGAUAGUGACUCGCAUGUGGCUGCAGAACCUUAUGAUAACCUGAAUGUCAAUCCUCAUCCUAUAACACAAAGGGCUGUUAAAUCACCAUAUGAUUCUCUGAAAGACACCAAUAGAAUGUCAAUUGAUCAAGUGGCAAGUGCAGUUCAAGAAUAUAAUUCACUAAAUGAGGCAGAGAUGACAUUUAAGCACAGUGACCCAUCUAAGGAGCAACAAGGAUGUUUGCUAAAGGAAACUAGUAAAUAUACUUCUUGUUGUAAUGACAUGUUAAGUAACACGGACAAGCCUGCAGCUGUUACCAACAUACUGCCUCAGGGUCUGACUUCAUCUUCAGAUACAAAGCUGGAAUCUUCUAGGUUAGAAAAGCAAGAAAAAAAUGCAAGUUGUAAAGGACCUUCAGUCGCUCGAAAGAGGACCUAUGACCCUGAGUUGUUUUUUAAAGUCAAUGGCAAGCUUUAUCAAAGGCUUGGCAAGAUAGGAAGUGGUGGAAGCAGUGAGGUGCACAAAGUGAUUUCAUCAGACUGUACUAUCUAUGCACUUAAAAGAAUAAAACUAAAGGGUCGUGAUUAUGCCACAGCAUACAGCUUUUGUCAGGAGAUCGAGUAUCUAAAUAGGCUGAAAGGAAAGAAUAAUAUUAUCCAGCUUAUAGAUUAUGAGGUGACUGACAAGGCUUUGUUUGAGGGAGUCAUGAAUGGCUCCUCCAGUAGUAAAGAUGGUAGAGUCAAGGAUGAUGGAUACAUAUACAUGGUGCUUGAAUAUGGGGAAAUUGAUUUGGCUCAUAUGUUGUCUCAAAAGUGGAAGGAACUAGAUGGGAACAACCAGACUAUAGAUGCGAAUUGGCUUCGGUUUUAUUGGCAGCAAAUUCUUCAGGCUGUCAACACAAUUCAUGAAGAACGUAUUGUGCAUUCUGACUUGAAGCCAGCUAACUUCCUCCUUGUCAAAGGUUCAUUAAAACUGAUUGAUUUCGGUAUAGCCAAAGCAAUAAUGAGUGAUACAACAAACAUCCAACGUGAUUCACAGGUAUUUCAUUCUUGUACCAUGGUUAUCAAUCUCAGUUUGCAGCUUGUAGGAGGAACCAGGAUGACUGCAGUUUUAAAUAUAGUAGCACAAGUAAUUUGUACUACACCCAUCAAUCUAGGAACAAUAAGGUUAUUGUAUUGAGGUAAAGAAAUGAAAGAUAAUGGUGUGAAUUAAUAGAAAGAACAAAAAGAAUUAGAAAAAAAUCAGCUGAAUGUGAAUGUUGAAGUUCAUGGGAAGAGUGAUAGGUUCCUGACCUCCAUAAGGAAGCCUCAUAAGUUUUAUACACCUGCAGGCCCGAAUAUCCAGGGCCUAUGUAGAGAUUUAGUUACAGAGAGAGGUCUAAUGCUGUAGUGGGAGUCUAGAGUAUACAGUGACUUGGAAAAGGCUUUGCCUCUUGCGUUGAUUCUUUAGUUUAGAAAUCAGAUUCCUCUUAUUAGAAAGUUUCUCUAAAGAAAGAAUGGUAGACAGGAAAAAAACAGUCUGGUAAAGCAUGAAGGAAGAAAUGUCAAAAACUGAGCCAUCCUUUUGUGUAAUGGUCAAGGAAUAAAUGCUCCAAAUUCUAUUGUGUUUUAGAAACAAAAAUGCAUAAUAAAAUGGGUGAGAAAUCACAAUUUUACCCCAAAACCUAAUGAAUAUUGUUCAAGUCAAGAAAGAGACAUUUUGUAACCUAGAUCACAAUGUUGCAGCAAU